CGUUGCCCCCUCCCCUCUCGUUGACGGGAAGCGCGCGCGAGAGAAAGCGACUUGUUGCAGGCGGUUGGAACCAAAGAUACGAGAGCGAGAGACCCGGCGAAAAGGCCUUAGUACGGCUCGGGGAAAUAUUUAACGCCAUCUUAGUAACCUGCUUCGCGAUUACCGUCAUGGCGUCCACAGGCACAUCUGCAAGCUCAGCUUACUGUUCUGCGAUACAUUGCACAAAUCGCCAAUGUAGACGACCCGACCUGUCUUUCUUCAGGUUCCCCAAUAACAAAGAAAGAUGUCGACAGUGGGUCCAGAAUACUCGUCGACACGAUCUCUUACACCGAACUCCAGUGUACUUGUCAAACAACUGCCGUCUUUGUUCUGAACACUUCGAACUUUACCAGUUUUCCAACAAGCGGACCAAGAACAGGCUAAAUUGGAAUGCAGUUCCAACGCUCUUUGAGAUCCCUAAUCAGCCGAAAUGUCUGCCUACCCAACGCAGAUCACUCAAGAGGAAGAAUGAGUACCUCUCAACUUUACCAAAGCCUUCAAAGCAGCAAAGAGUGUCAGACAACGUACAGGCCGAACAUUCUUACUGCUUUGAUGCAGACCAAAUUCAUGAGAAUGAACCCAGCAGUGUUUCUCCACCUCCUGAUACAGAUGAUCCUCAAUUCCCACCAACUGGAAAUUAUGGCAGAGCUCUGAACAUGGAAACACAGCAUACUUUACACCUCAAAAAAAGAGUUGAACAGUUGAAACAAUCAAUGGAAAAGGUAACUAAAGAAAGUGAAACAAUUAGUGACUUGAUCAGAGGAGCAGGUGAAUUUUUACAAGGACCAGCACUGUCUUUCUUUGCGUCACAAUUGCAGAAUGCGUCAGGACGUAAAAGAGGAAGACGAUGGAGUUAUUCAGACAAGGUAGUUGCCUUGUCCCUCUACCACCAAAGUCCCCGUGCAUACCGGUUCUGCCAGCGCAUUUUCACCCUUCCAUUAAUCACAUUACUGCAUAGAUGGUUGAGUAAUAUCGAAGUGGGUCCUGGGUUUCCCCCUAAGGUCUUUGAACUUUUGAAAGACAGUGUAGCAGAAAUAACAGAGAGGGAUGUUCUGUGUAGUGUCCUUUGCUGAAAUUAGUGUGCGUGCAGGCCUCAUACAAUAUUACAGAAGAUUCAGUGGAGGGGUUUGAGGACUUUGGAUCCCUAGGGACGACGUCACGGCCUGCCAACCAUGCUCUCGUUUUCAUGGUUAGAGGCUUGAUUGGAAAAUGGAAAUAAUCUUUAGGUUACUUUCUGUCGCGAGACACCACAACGGCUGACAAACUGGAACCAUUACUAAAGGGAUGCUUACAAAAGGUGAAGGACACUGGACUACAGCCAAAGGCCGUGGUUUGUGACCAAGGUUCAAGCAAUGUUCGACUCUACACCCUCUUGGGUGUGACAGAAGACAUCCUUUCUUCAUCCACGGGGGAGCCAAGAUCUAUUGUAUGCAUGACCCACCACACUUGUUAAAAAACACUAGGUCAAAUUUGGAAUAGUAUAUAUUUGAAGUCAAGGGAGAGGAUGGCAGUAAGAAACGUAUUAGAUGGGCACAUAUUUGCAACUUUUAUGAACAUGAUUUGCAGUUGCCCAUUAGAAAAGCCCAUAAACUGACCAAAGGCCACUUUGUUCUAAACAGCUUCUCUAAAAUGAGAGUUAACAAGGCAGUGCAGGUGCUCAGCCAUUUGGUAGCAGCGGGCGUCUACACGUAUUCAACUCUUGGAAAGUUGCCUGGGGGGCUGUACAUAGGGGGGAGUUCAUUGAAAUAAUUGAUGGACUGUUUGAUUCAUUUAACAGCAGGAUUUUCAAGGACCCCAAGAAGUUGAGGAAGCCUAUUUCAGAAAUUCUACGCAUAUACGUUGGCGAUGUUACAAAGCUUACCUUCAGCGGCGCUGCAGUUCUGCCACUGGCUGUGUGCUGGAA
Molecule: messenger RNA, 1942 nt
Organism: Amblyraja radiata (thorny skate)
Lineage: Eukaryota; Metazoa; Chordata; Chondrichthyes; Rajiformes; Rajidae
Product: THAP domain-containing protein 1-like
Exons: 3
Coding region: 168-1112 (314 amino acids)
Source: RefSeq, a predicted model, not a curated record